AUUCCUUUACAAUCGUGGAAAAUCUAUUAAAUAUUUAACUGAUAUAUUGCCCCGAUUAUUAAUUAACUACAAUUUUCAAGAAAUACCAAAACUUUUUGCAACUUUUCAUCUUUAUGAAGCUCAAAAGAAACCCCAAAAAUAAAAAGAUUUUCCUAAAGCUUAUAAUAAUUGCAUUCUUCAGAGGAGAACGUUUAGCUCUUUCCUGAUUAGUACAGUAAACCAUUGAUUUGGUGGACCUUCACCUAAGCUCACAUAAAAAAGAAGCCAGUGUAUGCCUGUAAUUUUUAGACUUUUUAAAAUACAUUUUUAGCUCUAGAACAAAGAAAAAACACAAUACUUGCAAGCGUUUUAAAUGCAAAGACCUCUUAGAUAUUUAGCAAUAACGUUGCUGUAAUUUAAAGUUAAUCGAAUGGAGUCUUAGCGCCGAUUGACUGUUAUCAAUUGUAUACGAGAAACUCGAAUUUGAAAUAAAAAUCACUUUUGGCUCCUAACAAAGAGAGUGUUAAUCUAAGAUUACUUGCAAUAUUCUGGAUAAAUCCUUUACCAUGUCGGACUACUUUGAGGAACUAGGCCACACACCCACCGGACCGGAGGGAGCCAAUGAUUUGGCCAGGAAUUUCCGACGCCUCCAGGUGUUGGCCAUUAUGAAUGGCAUCGAUAUGGAGAUCGAGGUGCCGGAGGCUUCGAAGCGAGCAAUUGCAGAGCUUCCGAUCCAUGAAAUCCUCGAAUCGGAAGUGGGCGGUGAUUUGGAGUGCUCGGUUUGUAAAGAGCCAGCUCAAGAGGGUGAGAAGUACAAAGUUCUUCCAUGCAAGCACGAGUUCCACGAGGAGUGCAUUCUGCUCUGGUUGAAGAAGACAAAUUCGUGUCCUCUGUGCCGUUAUGAAUUGGAAACUGAUGACCCGGUUUACGAGGAACUGCGAAGAUUCAAACAGGAUGAAGCAAAUAGACGAGAGCGCGAGAACACCAUUAUGGAUUCUAUGUUUGGAUAGUUUUUGAUUUUAGUAGAAACAUUCAUUAAUGCCAUUUUUGUAAAACGGUAUAUGGUAAAAUUUAUAGUACCUAUGUAUGUACAUGUUUGUUAAAAUAAAAGGCGGUAUAGGGAAAAACUUA
Messenger RNA from Drosophila eugracilis, 1110 nucleotides. RefSeq names its product E3 ubiquitin-protein ligase RNF181 homolog. NCBI's taxonomy places the organism in Eukaryota, Metazoa, Arthropoda, Insecta, Diptera, Drosophilidae. The coding region runs from base 546 to 989 and encodes 147 amino acids. The transcript has 3 exons. The record is from RefSeq and is a predicted model, not a curated record.